Molecule: messenger RNA, 3369 nt
Organism: Lingula anatina
Lineage: Eukaryota; Metazoa; Brachiopoda; Lingulata; Lingulida; Lingulidae
Product: von Willebrand factor D and EGF domain-containing protein-like
Biological process (GO): anatomical structure development
Cellular component (GO): cell surface; extracellular region
Molecular function (GO): signaling receptor binding
Source: RefSeq, a predicted model, not a curated record
CCUCGCCUGACCGGUAACACGUUCCAUUUUGGUUGUGUUGUCCGUUACAAUGGCAUUAUGCCUGAGAGGGCGAGAUUUCAGGUUCAGUUUUUGGCUGAUGGACAUCCGUUUGGUGGUCUCCAUACGGCUUCCGAUGACCAUAACUGGCACGUACAUAUGAACCCCAUGGAUUUGAAGGGGAAUUUAGGGAAACACAUAAGAUGUCAGGUUCGUCCUUAUUGGAGCGGCCACGCCAUUACAAGCAGACCUGUCAUCAGCAGAAAUAACUACUUUGCUGGAAUAAAGAUAGCAGAUAUUAACGGUAAUGACAUCAACCAGAUAGUCGUGCGGAAAGACGCACCGGAACCCACAGAAAUCCAGUUAUAUUCAACAAUUCCUGUCACCAUGGAGACACACAAAAUUAUGUUUAUACCUGGUUUGGAGAGCCAACUUUCUGUAACCCUGCGCACUGAGAGCCCCGGUGUGGCCAAGACCGUCGUAACAUCUACAUGCGAGACGAUAUUCCUUCAACGAGACUGGAAUCAGACGGCACAUAAAUUGUUUGGAAGCAAACCCGUCAAAAUACAAGCCGUGAUGGACAAUGCGCGGCCAUCUGGUCGACCAAACAUCCCCAAACUGUUGUAUUUUACACCAAUACCAGCGGCGCUGGGACAGAGCAUUUGGGAAAAUUAUGUUCUUCCAGCAUUCCAGGUAACCACAGUAGAUGUGAACACGGGAAUUUGCACUAGUGUCACGGAUCCCCAUCUGAAAACAUUUGAUGGCAGACGAUUUGAUAUCCUGCGUGAGUUUGGAGAAUUCGUCCUAACUAGAUCAAAAUAUGGUGAAUUUGAGGUUCGCGAACGGCACUGGUCUUGCUCGAGCUCUGGCGUAGCAUGCAACUGUGGGGUGGCGGCGAGGGAAGGUCCCCACAUCUUAAUAGUAGACCUUUGCCAUGGUAACGUGGACCAACUCCGAAAAACAAAACUACAACCGAGAGUGUAUUACAGGACUACUGCUAUCACUGGGACGUUGCCAAACGGGACGUACAUCCAUUCUGAUUCCACGGGCAAAAAAUAUGUGUUGAAGUUUACAUCUGGCGCCUGGGUGGAGGCCCGCGUAAACAGGUAUUGGGGUCUAGAUAUAACAGUCAGCGUUCCCAGUGGUUACAAGAAGCACAUGGCUGGGUUGUGCGGUAAUUAUGAUGACCAGAGUGAUAAUGACAUCGUUGGAUCUCUGCCAAAUUUCAUUUCAAACAACAAAGUUACAGUUGAAGACAGCUACUUCGGUCGAAAGCUUCCGUGCCCGUUACCUUUGGCAAGAACCCUUCAAGACUUCUGCUAUUGCAAUAAAACGGGGGAAGAGAGAUUCGUAUGCGACUACGCCAAAGUUGUACCAGAUCCCACCGACCUGACGAACAUGAAGCCAGUAAAACCUAUCAUCACUCCUCAGACAUGUGGAAAACGGAAGCGACGGGACAUUGAGGACCUUAUGAUGUCCUCUGAUGACGUCAUGGAAUUUGACGAUUACGUGUACACACCCGUGGUCCCAACUGUACGGCAGCCUGCAGUUAUAAAACCCCGUGUUGUGCCUGGUGGGCCUGGUGAUGGACCCGGGAGGAAUGUGCAGGCUAUGGGUGAUUUAAUGUUGAAAGCUGUUUCUGUUGACGAAGUACCGGUGGUGCUCCAACCUCAGGAGAUCAGGCGCAUCUGCAGUGAGGCCAUCGAAACCUCUUCAAUUUCGACAUUGUGCAAGGAUCUCCCCGGGUUUGACGUCAGCUCCACGAUGGAAGAAUGUAUAUCUGAUAUUCAGUUGACAAACGACAUAACGUUUGCAGAAGCCGCUUCCGACAAUAUGGAGGACCGCUGCAUCCAGUAUGCAUCCACGCUUUCCAGUGAGAAAGAAAAUGUUCAGAAAAUCUUGCGUCUUCGCUGUCCUCGCCAAUGUAGCGGACAGGGUCGGUGCGACAAUGGAAAGUGUCACUGUCACGCUGGAUUCACUGCUGAGGACUGCUCGGUCAGGACAGAUAGCAUCCCCAGCGUGUUCUUCAGAAUAUCUGGGCGCGCUGUGCAAACGCGCUCCUGCGAUGCGCUCAGACGGCCAUGUUUGACGACCAGACUUCAAGCGACUGGAGCGUUCUACAGGAGUUCGAAUCUCACUUGCAAGAUACAACACAUAGUGAUGACAUACAAUGGACACGAGUUCGUGGAGAGUGAUGUUACAACCAAAAACACGAAGGCGGAGUUCGUGUCAUUCGGCGAAGUGAUCUGCCACAUUCCCAGUACAGUGCGGAGUGCUGUGCUAGCGAAACCAAUUGCGGGCCAAGCAGUUCAUGUUGUUGUUAGAUUGCAAAUAUCAGUCAGUAAUGAUGGCGUUCGAUUCUCCAAUGAAGUGAAUCUGUUAGUGUUUAAUUCCAAACGCGUAGAGUAUAACAGCCGCACACAGAGCUGGGAACCGAAAGUGUAAGAGCUUCGUACAUUUGCAGUGGGGCUAAACAUUGUGAAAGAUGAAUAUACGCCGUACUUGGCAAAUCGGUCUCUUUUUGCUAGGGCUGUGUGUCUUUAAACCCUCGUUGGAGGCAACCCAGGUCUCCUGCAGGAGAAAAUUGCAGUAUUAAAGAAAGAACACAUUCUGAUGCUAGUUACAUGGCUGUGCGUCUUUAAACAGACAGUAGCAGAUCCGUGUACACCUGGUGAUCCUGACCAAUACCGGAUUUUUGAAGCAUCGACAUGGGUGAGAAACCGAGCGAUAACAGCUGACUUAGGAACGAUGAGUCUUAUAUGUGACAGGUACCUGUCCCCUACGUCAUGGUACCGAUUCACUGACAAGCAGGGGGACCGGAUGGCAGAUGCCACGCCUAAGGCGCCUGUGCCGAUGCAGUGCGGAACUGGUGCCCCCGUCUUCUUACGGGACCCUCACCCAACCUUGGAAGAAGGGGCGAAAACUGAGGCUAGAGUUUGUGCUAACUACGGCAUUCCUAAUAAUGAAUGUAGUUGGACUGGAACCAUACACAUCAAACAUUGUCCCAGUCGUUUUAACAUGGACGGGUUUUAUAUCUAUCGUGUUCAGCCUCCACCUGCAUGUCCCAUGGCGUAUUGUGGCGUAGGCACUGGAGCUGAAAAAUGCCCCCCUGGGCAGUUACUGGAUGGACAGCAGUGUAUCCCUGCCUACCCAGAAGCUGCAGGUCGUCCGGAGAUCACUCCCCCUCGCCUGACCGGUAACACGUUCCAUUUUGGUUGUGUUGUCCCUUACAAUGGCAUUAUGCCUGAGAGGGCGAGAUUUCAGGUUCAGUUUUUGGCUGAUGGGCAUCCGUUUGGUGGUCUCCAUACGGCUUCCGAUGACCAUAUCUGGCAAGUACAUAUAAACCCCAUGGAUUUGAAAGGGAAUUUAGGG